Messenger RNA from Neogale vison (American mink), 1304 nucleotides. RefSeq names its product ISG15 ubiquitin like modifier (gene ISG15). Gene Ontology annotation, cellular component: cytosol. NCBI's taxonomy places the organism in Eukaryota, Metazoa, Chordata, Mammalia, Carnivora, Mustelidae. Gene Ontology annotation, biological process: ubiquitin-dependent protein catabolic process. The transcript has 2 exons. Gene Ontology annotation, molecular function: polyubiquitin modification-dependent protein binding. Bases 736 to 1260 code for a protein of 174 amino acids. The record is from RefSeq and is a predicted model, not a curated record.
AGAGCUCACCAUCCAGGUGUCCCAUCCCCCAAGUUUAAAUUGAAUCGUUUAUCUUUUUAUGGUUGAGUUCUAAGAGUUCUUUUUAUGGUACAGAUGCUAGACCCUUAUCUGACAUGAUUUGCAAGUAUUUUCUUCCAUUUUGAGAAUAGUCUUUUCACUUUCUGGGUAGUGUGCAUGAGUCCAUUUUUAUAGAGAGUAAGAGAUACACCUCUUUCAUGAAAAAGCAACAACAACAACAACAGAUCUGAACAAAUACCCUCCUAAACCACUGCUCGUUAUUUCUGGGUAGUUUGGAUUGUCACUAUUUUGUUCUUUCUGAAUUAACUGAGGCAAUGCUUUCCAAGCUUACUAAGUUUGCAGAUCGGCAAAUGGAAAGUGAAAGUUUCCAAUCAUUCGUGUUAUCACGGCUUCCAUGCCUCCUGUAAAGAAUGGGAAGCACUGGACAUUUAGGGGGUUUCUGGGUUAGGGUGCUGUCCGGAGAUCCGGGACAGGUGGGUAGUCCCAGCUCCUACGCUUGUCAUUCUGUUUUGUUUCUGCUGCUCACUGGGAUGCACCUUGGGAAAAGGAAACUGAAACCGAAGCUAAAUUCAGCCACUGGUGAGGCUCUCUCCCCGACACUCCCCCUGACGUGCACAGCUCAGGUUCAUAAAAGGGGGGAGCAGGAGAGGAGCUGGAGGCUGAGAGGCUGCAAACGGGUCUGUGUCUGUGGAGCACCGGGUGCCAGAGCCCACGGCCAUGGCGGGGAACCUGAAGGUGAAGACGCUGGGGGGCGAGGAGUUCCUGGUCCCCCUGAGGGUCUCCAUGCUGGUGUCGGAGCUGAAGCAGCAGAUAGCCCAGAAAACUGACGUGCCUGCAUUCCAGCAGCGCCUGGCUACCUACCCCGACGGCCGGGUGCUGAAGGACGGGGUCCCCCUCACCAGCCAGGGCCUGUGUCCGGGCAGUACGGUCUUGCUGGUGGUGCAGAGCUGUGACGAGCCCCUGAGCAUCCUGGUGAGAAACGACAAGGGUCGCAGCACCGCCUACGAGGUCCGGCUGACGCAGACGGUGGCCGAGCUCAAGCAGCAGGUGUGCGGGCAGGAGCAUGUGCAGGCUGACCUGUUCUGGCUGAGUUUCCAGGGGAAGCCCAUGGAAGACCCACACCGGCUGGGGGACUAUGGCCUCACACCCCAGUGCACUGUGUUCAUGAAUUUACGCCUGCGGGGGGGGCGCAGGGGGGAGUGGGCAGGGCCAGGAGGGCAGCACCGAGGGCCACCCACCUGAGUCCCUGACCAAGUGCGAGUAAUAAAAGUUGACGCAAUAUUAAA